AUUAUUCGGAGUGAUAAACGUUGUAAUAGCAUGCGACUUAGACAAAUUAUUAUCAGUAACAUAAUCGAUGGCGAUGCAGAGCGAUCGAAACGUGCCAUUCAGUUGGUGGCUGAAAAUGAACUUGAUGAAUAUUACAAUGUGAUUUGUGGUGUUGGUCAAUUCAGUUAUAUAGCUCAUGCUGAUGAAUUCUGUUUGAGUGCCUUAAAAGGGGUGAACUGUUAUGUAUUCUCUUCGAUCUGCCUCGACGAGCCCGACACCACAUCGCCCGGUUACGCCAAAAAACACAAAACCAAGAAGUCCAGAGCAGCCGCGAAAAAUAAAAUGAAACAUUUCUUGAAUAUGAACUGA
This is a messenger RNA of Anisakis simplex (herring worm), 348 nucleotides long. The record is from the annotation of a GenBank genome assembly. Lineage: Eukaryota; Metazoa; Nematoda; Chromadorea; Rhabditida; Anisakidae.